CUAUAUGCUUUACUUGGUGAUUAAGCCCUUAGGCAGCUGCAAAAUCAGAAGAAGAAGUAGAGCAAGUAACAGCGAAGCAAGCAAAGGCAGAGGAAUUGGAGGUGAAGAUGGGGUUGCAGUGGAUGAUAUUGACGUACGUGGUGGCGGCAGAGGCGGCUUUGGCCUUCCUCCUAACCAUUCCGGCGCCCAAGCUGUUGAAGAAUCGAUUCGUGUCGCUGGUCUCUCUAAUCCUCCAACCCGCCCUCUUCAUCGUCCCCUUCGCCGGAUUUCAGCUCCUGGAUAUAUACUGGAAGAAUGAGCAUCGGUUGGCCUGCACCUCUGAUAUCUGCACUGCCUCUGAGCGUGACCGCUAUGAGAAAUCGGUAUCAAGAUACAAAGGUUUCAAAGCCAAGUUCAUCAUCCUUCUUUUUUUAAGAUGUACAAGGCUCAAAGGAAUGUAAUUCUUUGUGCUUCAGCAUGUCUGCUUUACUGCAAUCUACAAAUUUUGGGCGCAGGUGUCUAUUUCGCAUCUGUAAAUUGUGCAAGGACAUUCAGAACUUGGAGGAAGUGGAGAAGAGGUACAAGGACAAGUAGGUUUUCGGAUAUAGGCCCUUCGUUGGCAGUGGAAACAACCGAGUUAGUAUUUUUUCAUCAUAAAUGAGAAACCGAUGCUGCUUUUAGUAAUACUGUAAUGUCUUGAAUUUGUGUGCGUAAUUUGUAGCCGUCGUGUAUGUUGUUGAUACAUUGUUCGUGUAUCUGAAAUAUACUUUGUUUUCCACAUUAUAUGAAAACUAUGGCAUUGAUCGUUUGUUUGAGUA
Molecule: messenger RNA, 797 nt
Organism: Pyrus x bretschneideri (Chinese white pear)
Lineage: Eukaryota; Viridiplantae; Streptophyta; Magnoliopsida; Rosales; Rosaceae
Exons: 5
Coding region: 108-440 (110 amino acids)
Biological process (GO): intracellular protein transport; endoplasmic reticulum to Golgi vesicle-mediated transport
Cellular component (GO): endoplasmic reticulum; endoplasmic reticulum membrane
Source: RefSeq, a predicted model, not a curated record